This is a messenger RNA of Leptinotarsa decemlineata (Colorado potato beetle), 1122 nucleotides long. RefSeq names its product NADH dehydrogenase (ubiquinone) 75 kDa subunit (gene ND-75). The record is from RefSeq and is a predicted model, not a curated record. Gene Ontology annotation, molecular function: NADH dehydrogenase (ubiquinone) activity; iron-sulfur cluster binding. Gene Ontology annotation, biological process: ATP synthesis coupled electron transport. Gene Ontology annotation, cellular component: membrane. Lineage: Eukaryota; Metazoa; Arthropoda; Insecta; Coleoptera; Chrysomelidae.
AUUUGUAGGUUGGCAGAUAAAUCUAGGUUUGCCUAUGAUGGACUGAAACGCCAAAGGUUGGUAACCCCAAUGAUUAGAAAUAAUAACGGAGAAUUGAAACCUGUUGACUGGGAAAAUGCACUUUUGACAGUUGCCAAAGUUGUCAAAAAUGCAGGCGACAAAAUUGGGGCUGUUGCUGGAGGAUUUGCCGAUGCUGAGGUGCUCGUGGCUGUGAAAGACCUUCUCAAUAGACUGGGAUCUGAAGCCCUCUGUACUGAGCACACUUUUCCGUUAGAUGGUUCAGGAACGGAUCUCAGAUCCAGCUACUUGUUGAACAACAAAAUUGCCGGGGCUGAAGAAGCUGAUUUGGUGCUCUUGGUUGGAACGAAUCCCAGAUUUGAAGCCCCCCUGUUGAAUUCGAGACUCAGGAAGGGCUGGGUUCACAAUGAGCUUGAGGUCGCAUCUAUCGGCCCUAAAAUUGAUUUGACAUAUGCCCACGAGCAUUUAGGAGACGAUCCCAAAAUACUCCAACAGAUCUUGAGUGGUCGGCAUGAAUUCAGUAAAAAAUUGAAAGCUGCCAAGAAGCCUCUGAUAAUAGUAGGUUCAGAAAGUUUAGAGAGACCUGAUGGUGCUGCAAUACUAUCGGCGGUGCAAUCUUUAGCUUCUGCUACGGUACCAGAGGACAAAAACUGGAAGGUCUUGAAUAUAUUACACAAGAUUGCAAGCCAGGUGGCAGCUUUGGACAUUGGUUAUACUCCAGGUGUUGAUAAAAUUAGGGAGGGAAACCUGAAGGUUCUGUUCCUGUUAGGUGCUGAUGAUGGGGCAAUUGAAAAAUCGGAUUUGCCUAAAGACUGUUUUGUGAUUUAUCAAGGUCAUCAUGGAGAUCAAGGAGCUGCCAUUGCAGAUGCAAUCCUUCCUGGAGCCGCUUACACCGAAAAACAGGGUACAUACGUCAACACUGAAGGAAGAGCUCAACAGACAUUAGUCGCCGUAUCGCCUCCUGGUAGAGCAAGGGAGGAUUGGAAAAUUAUCAGAGCUCUAUCCGAAAUAGUUGGAGCUAAACUACCAUAUGAUAAAUUGAAAAGCGCAACACGUGCAUUCAGCAAUACGGAGAAAUUUCCAAACGAGACAGUACAGUUUUAG